AUGGUUACCAGUUCAGCGUAUCCUACAUUUUGUCUCCACGAUGCUCCGGUCAGCAUUUCUCUUUACCAGAGUCAUGUUGAUACACCAGAGAGACUCAUUGCUACUGUUUUCAACGACAACGGCUUGUUCCAAGAACAUAUUUCAACAGCGCCACUUCCAAAAUUACGCAUCGUCUCAAUACGCUCCAAGUCAUCAAUCACGCCACUUCAGAUCUCAAAGGAUGUUCUCCAGGUGCUCAAGGAUGCAUAUAAGAUUGGCGAUGAAUUAUGGGACUUGACUUCGACAUUCGGAGACAAACCCAUGAGUGCAGCUGUAGGUGAAGGGGCAAUGAAAGUACAAAGUGGUGAGAAUGGUAUCCAAGAUAUUUCUUACAGACUCACAUACCCGACGCCGGUGGGAGUUGAGGAGUGGACUAUGCGCCAUAUCGGUGUUUUCCACCACCAUGAUCCUAAUGACCUUGAAAAUCUCUGGAUCUUCUUCCAUGUCGGCCGUGAUACACCCAUGCAGAAAGAAAUUGAGCAAUAUGCUGCACUGUCUCAGCAGGGGCUGCGCUCAGAUCAUGCGUGGCUUGCGCUUCAUUCUUCUGCGUUCUCGUCUUGUCUGCAUAAUUGGCGCUCCUACGUUAACCGUCUAGGCUAUGACGUGGAUAGACAUAGUGACAGAUCUCUGGGCUUUAUCUUGAGGAAUAUCGACCACAUUUUGACCGCCGGAGGUGACAGCAACUUAACGGCCAUUCACAACACACGCGACCUUCUCUUGCCCACUUCAUACAGAUUGAGGGUUAUAUUAGAAACUCUCACGAAACUAGGUCAUUUGAGCAGUAUUCUGGGCUCACAUCAUACCGGUGCAGACAAUGGCUUCCGGAAACUUGCCACAUGUGCGGCAUACCACAAAGAUCGUGUCGAGGGGUUUGUUGUUGGGGUAGAAGUCCUAAAGGAGAAGGUCAAGGAUAUCUUGAACAUGACUACAUUAGGGCUGGAUUUCAGGAUGACCAACCAGAUGCUCGACCUCAACAACCGAAUGGUUGAAUUAAACAACCGCAUGCUCAACGCAAAUCAACAGCUGCUCGAACUUGGAACUAAAAGCUUUGAUGACAAUGCAACGGUCAAGGUGGUCACUAUCUUGACGCUUAUAUACUUGCCUGCAAGCCUUGUAUCGUCUAUCUUCGGGAUGAACUUGUUCAAGUUUGACGAUGGGACAACCGAGGAAUUCAGAAUAUCUAAGCAAUUCUGGAUCUAUGUUGUUGCUACAAUCAUCUUGGCGAUCAUUACUGUCAGCGUGUAUCUAUGGACUCGCAAGGAACAGGUGAGAAGGCGCAAUUCCCACCCGGUGAAUGGGACAUCGCAGGAUGCUGAGAAGGAUGCCGAUACUUGA
Messenger RNA from Penicillium mononematosum, 1374 nucleotides. RefSeq lists its product as uncharacterized. The transcript has 7 exons. NCBI's taxonomy places the organism in Eukaryota, Fungi, Ascomycota, Eurotiomycetes, Eurotiales, Aspergillaceae. The coding region runs from base 1 to 1374 and encodes 457 amino acids. Gene Ontology annotation, molecular function: metal ion transmembrane transporter activity. Gene Ontology annotation, cellular component: membrane. Gene Ontology annotation, biological process: transmembrane transport; metal ion transport. The record is from RefSeq and is a predicted model, not a curated record.